Molecule: messenger RNA, 4550 nt
Organism: Linum trigynum
Lineage: Eukaryota; Viridiplantae; Streptophyta; Magnoliopsida; Malpighiales; Linaceae
Source: the annotation of a GenBank genome assembly
CGUAAAAAUACAAAUUGGUUUAGGAAAUUAGCUCCUCGUUCAAAGUCGCUCUCUCCCACGUCUUCUCUUUCUUUCUGUUUCUCGUCUGUCUGUCUCUCUCUUUCUUCCUCACGAGAAACAGAAAGAAAGAGAAAAAAAAUUACGAUUCUAACCAGAAGGAAUGAACAGGCAAAGAAGAAAGAAGAAGAAGAAACGAAUUGUUAGGGGAGAGAGCUGCCUUGAAUGUCGAUCACCCUCCAACCGGAAGAAGAAAACAAUAGAGAAGAAGGAGAAGGAGAAGAUAAACAAGAACAUGACACCUCCGCCGGCGAUCACGUUGUCGUCCGGACAACCAACAACGAACAUGUCGCCGGUGGCUGGAGCGGAGCCUUCCAUUUGAAAAAACCAAAUUUGCACCUCCGUCACCUUCUUGGCCCUCUUGGCCGGAGGAGGUCCCAGCAGCAGGCUGCAACAAUGCCAACUGGGAUCUUAUGCGGGUUCAGACCAUUUCCAUCAGAACGAAAAAACUUUCGACCCGAGGUGGUGAGAGGGCAAUCAAGCAAGAGGAGGGAGAAGAAGAAUUCAGCACCGAGACCUAAACAGAAUGGCUCGAGUCGGGGCGGGUCGACGGGUCUGGUCGUCCUGAUGAUGGACCUGCGGAAGAAGAUCAUUCAGUUCCGGGAUGUAUUCGAUCUGCCGGCAUGUGAUGUCUCUGCUUUUAUCAAUAAACUGGUGACGGAAACCAUGAGUAAUCUUCACAGUCUCUACCCUGAAAUCCUACCCAUCAAAGAUUUGUCAGAAAUCAAGGAGGGAGCUUCAAUCCAUGAGGUUUUGAUAUACUUGUGUGGUGCUUUAAGAUCCGUUGGAGACGCCUGGGUGACAACGAGUGAUGAUGAUGAGUGGAUGGACAAAUCGACAUCAUACAAACAGAACAACAUGGAUGAAUUGAACUCGGAACAACUAGUCGAACUUGCACUGGCAACACUCGAUUGCUUGAUCAAGAUAUCAUAUGAGAAGUUUGAGCACAUCGAUGAGGACGAGGACGACGAUCAUAGCCACGAGAUCACCUCUGCUCGUAGCAGUACGAGCAGGGCGUGUGAUCUCGUGGAUCACGAAAAGUUGGUAGUAGUAGGGAGGUCCUACUCCGAGUCCUCCAACACUCCCUUCACCGCUUCUUCCUCCCCGGUCAGCACUCCCACGUCGGUCCUCCCCGAGCUCAUCACCACAUCAUGUGCUUCUUCUCCCAAGGCGGAGGAGUUCUCCACCUUGUACUGCUCCUCCCCGUUCCUCCGCCUCCUCAGCUUCCAGGCGGUCGGCGGGAAGCUCAGCCGCCUCGACGUGAAACACAUGUCUUUCCACUUGUUCCCCCAUGGCGGCUCGGGAUCUCAUCACCAUCAUCGCCACCACCGUAGGCACAAAGGGAGUAGUAGGGCAAAGAGCCACGAGAACGUGCCGUUUGAAAUGGACGGAAGCCAUCCCCAAGUAGUGUUACCACCCGUGAUCCAAAAAGACUUGCGAACCAAGGAACACAAACCCACAACAGGACCAAAACCUCCUCCUCCUCCACCACCACCUCCGCGGUGGCGGCCACCCAAACCUCCACCACCACCACCACCAUUUCCUUCAUGGGUUACACUAAAAACCAAUAAUGUAGUAGUUCCUCAACCUCCACCGUUGCCUUCACGUGCCACACUAGAAAAAAGUGCACUUCCUCAACCUCCACCGUUACCAAAUUUGCCUUCAUGUGUCACACUUGAAAAAAGUGCGGUUCCUCAACCUCCACCGUUACCAAAUUUGCCUUCACCAAAAAAAGAUGUCGUCGUGGUCCCUCAUCAACAUCCACUUCUCACUAGAAGUCCACCCGUUUUGAAGUCCCAACCAUUAUUGCAACCGCCGCCGCCGCCACCACCACCAAGGGAAGCUUCGAUUGGAUCGGGUUCGAGCAAGGCGCCGCCACCUUCGCCGUCGAAAGAUGGACCGCCGGCGGCGUCGGCGGCGGCGGGGGCGCCACCACCUCCUCCACCGGGUGCAACCAAACUACUCCGGCCCAAGAAGGCACACACGAAGCUGAAGAGGUCGAGCCAAAUGGGGAAUCUGUACAGGCUGUUGAAGGGGAAAGUAGAAGGAGGUAAUCAAGUGAAGCCACAAAGGGGGAGAGUGAGCUCGGGUUCCGGCAACGGCGGCGGUGGGAAGCAAGGAAUGGCGGAUGCACUCGCUGAGAUAACAAGGAGAUCAGCAUACUUCCAACAAAUUGAGGAAGACGUCCAUACCUAUGCUGAGGAAAUAACGAAGCUCAAGACGGAAAUCAGCAGCUUCAAGACAAAAGAUAUGGUAGAGCUGGUCAACUUCUACAACCACGUUGAAUCGAUUCUUGAGAAUCUCACCGACGAGACACAGGUUCUUUCGAGGUUCGAAGGCUUCCCGGAGAAGAAGCUGGAAGCGGUGAGGUCAGCAGCUGCACUCUACUGCAAGCUAAAAGGGAUCGUAACCGACCUACAGACAUGGAAGAUCGAGUCCCCGUUGGAUCGACUUCUCGACAGGAUCGAGCGAUAUUUCAACAAGGCGAAGGGAGAUAUGGAUGCAUUCGAGCGAAACAAGGAGGAAGAGUGCAAGAGAUUCAAGAACCACAACAUCGAAUUCGACCUGCAGAUCCUCGUCCAAAUCAAAGAAGCCGUGGUGGACCUGUCUUCCAAUUGCAUGGAGUUGGCCCUCAAGGAAAGGAAAAUUGCUACUAGCAACGGAGGUCAACCGAGCAAGACGUGCUGCAAGACGUUGUGGAGGGCGUUCCAGUUCGCGUUCAGAGUGUACACGUUCGCCGGCGGGCACGACGAUCGCGCAGAUAGGCUGACGAAAGAAUUGGCCCAGCAGAUAGAGGAAGAUCAUCGCCGGAUGCAGGAAGCUAAUUAAUCAGUAAAUUAAGCCUUUACUCCGGUGGGUGAAAAAUGUAAAGGGACGAUUGAUGUUAGUAAAUGGACGGCCGAAGUGGCUUCUUGUUCGUUAUUAUUAGGGUUUCGUACAUAAACUGGCUUUUCUUUUGGGUGACAUUAGGGAAGUAGCGAGAGAGAGAGAGAGACUUCUCGACUGAUUGAGAUUGAUUCUCCACGAGAUCGUCGUCUAACAAAAGAAAAACCAACAAAUGUAGCCAUUUUUGUUCUUCUUUCUUCUUCUCCUUCUUGGAUUCAUUUGUAAAUUGCGGGAUCGCCUUCUCCUUCUAAUGAAAAUCAUAUUGUCAAUGUACCAGUUGGACCCAUAAAUUUUAUAUGUGGGUGUCCCAUUCAAAUAUUAAAUUUAAAUAAUAAUUUAAAAUUUUAAAAAUUAUUGAAUAAGAAAGUAUCCAACUAAUUCAAGUUAUAACAAAAGUAAACGAUGUGUUACUCAGUAUCUGCAGUGCUGAACAUAUAUCUUACUAGAUAAUCAUUCACAAAUGAAUCGUCUAAGAAACUUGUUCUUAAUGUAACACUAAUCUAAAAAAACUCUCUCAACACUUGGAGUUGCAAUCGAUAAAAUCAACACAACUUCGAGAAACAAAUAGGCCAAUGGAUAUGAUAGAUUCAAUUUUAACUCCGCUAUCAACUCAGCUAAUUCUUCAGUUCCUUUUGAUCCAUAAAAUAACUUAUCAUUUCUAACACAAUGAUAGUAAUUCUCAAAAUCAUAUAAGAUAAACCUUCACUCGCCUUGGUGAUUUUUUCAAAUUGUCAUUUUGUUUGGAUUUUGAAGCCUACAGAUCAUAGAUUCAACCUGAGUCUAUUCUUCACCUAUGAUUAAGUCCAUUAAACACUGAUUUGAAUGGAUUUCUUCCGGGUCCCUUUUUGGCAUAUUCCAAAAGGGUACCAUCAUAGAUUUUGGGCGAUUGUUCCAAAAAUUGAAAUGUCAUUUUCUUUCGAUUAUGAAGAAUACAAAUCACAGAUUUGGCCUUGGGAUAUUCUUCACUGAAGAUGAAGUCUAUUGAUCUUAUUCUUCAUCGAUGAUUAAGUCCAUUAAGCACCGAUUUGGGCGAAUUUAUUUUCAGAUGACAUUUGCAUAAUUUUUUGGGCAAUUUUUUCGAAAUGCCAUUUUAUUUAGAUUUUAAAGGCUGCAGAUGAUGGAUUCUGCCUGAGCUUAUUCUUCAACGAUGAUUGAGUCCAAUAAGCACCAAUUUGGGCGGAUUUCUUCCUGGUCCAUUUUUUGCGGUUCCAAAGGGGGUACCAUCACAUAUUUUGGGCAAUUUUUCCAAAAUGCUAUUUUUAUUCUAUUUUGAAGGCUACAGAUCAUGGAUUCGGCCCGAGGCUAUUCUCCACCGAUGAUGAAUUCUUUUGAUCAUAUUCUCCAUCGAUGAUUAAGUCCAUUAAGCACCAAUUUGUGCUAAUUUAUUUUGGGAUGACAUUUUCGUAAAAUUUGGGUGAUUUUUUCGAAGGCCAUUUUCUUUGGAUUUUAAGGCUACAUUCCAGAUUCGCCCUGAGCCUAUUCUUCACCAUUUAUUAAUUCCACUAAGCACUUAUUUGAACGAAUUCCUUCCGGGUCCAAUUUUGGCAGAUUCCAAAAGUGUAUCAUCACAGAUUUUGGGCGAUUUUUAAGAAAUGCCAUUUUUUCAA